AUGGGCUAUACUGGCUUCGUCGCCAUCGGAAACUUGAUCGCUGGAGCAACGCAGGAAAAUUAUUACCAAACAGUUGGCGAUAUGGGUGAACGAGCUGCGGAGGCUCGGGAGUUUUACGAUGCCCACAAAAGCGAGAUCAGCGACGAGAAUCUUGGGAAAGAGUUUAAGGCCCGGCAUAACAUUGCGGAAGAUGCAGCAAAAGAUGCAGUCGACCUACGUGAAAAGGAUGCGGCUAAGGUACGCAUUGAUGUUGUUCGAACACAACUCAAGAACAUCUUGCCGAAAGAUGAUCCGAAAAGAAUUGAUAUCCGUGUUACCAGGAAAGAGGUGGAAUUUACCACAAACCCUAAAAAGACCUAUUCUGAUAUUGAUAUCGACGGGACGGCGAGGGAUGUGGCUGGCCAUUUGGGUCUCACUGUGGAUGAAGUCAGGACAGAAAUCUACAGAAUCCUGACUGAAGGAGAAGCGAGCGAAGAAUAUAGGAAUCAUCAGGCGGCGCUAGAUGCGGCCAAACGGGCUUGGAGGCUAUCUGAGUGUGAGAAAGCACCGUUGGCUCUUGCCAGCUGGGAGUUGUGGUAG
This is a messenger RNA of Aspergillus melleus, 579 nucleotides long. RefSeq lists its product as uncharacterized. The record is from RefSeq and is a predicted model, not a curated record. The transcript has a single exon. Bases 1 to 579 code for a protein of 192 amino acids. Lineage: Eukaryota; Fungi; Ascomycota; Eurotiomycetes; Eurotiales; Aspergillaceae.